Messenger RNA from Tupaia belangeri chinensis (Chinese tree shrew), 2055 nucleotides. It is a transcript of the gene ZC3H15, whose product is annotated as zinc finger CCCH-type containing 15. The transcript is spliced from 10 exons. Gene Ontology annotation, biological process: cytoplasmic translation. The coding region runs from base 138 to 1418 and encodes 426 amino acids. NCBI's taxonomy places the organism in Eukaryota, Metazoa, Chordata, Mammalia, Scandentia, Tupaiidae. Gene Ontology annotation, cellular component: cytosol. The record is from RefSeq and is a predicted model, not a curated record. Gene Ontology annotation, molecular function: metal ion binding; mRNA binding.
GCGGCGAAUGAGCGACUCGCUUUCCGUGCGGUGAGGCGGCGACGACUGCUCGGUUUUCCUCCUCCUCUGCCGCGGGGCCAGCUCCCCUGACGGUAUCCAUCUGCCCUUAAGUCUGGCCGGUACCCCUUAUCUCCGCAAUGCCCCCUAAGAAACAGGCUCAGGCCGGGGGCAGCAAAAAGGCGGAGCAGAAAAAGAAGGAGAAGAUUAUCGAAGACAAAACUUUCGGUUUAAAAAAUAAGAAAGGAGCGAAGCAACAGAAGUUUAUUAAGGCUGUCACUCAUCAAGUUAAAUUUGGUCAACAAAAUCCACGUCAGGUAGCACAGAGUGAAGCUGAAAAGAAAUUGAAGAAAGAUGACAAGAAGAAAGAAUUACAGGAGCUAAAUGAGCUGUUCAAACCUGUAGUUGCUGCUCAAAAAAUAAGUAAAGGUGCAGAUCCCAAGUCUGUGGUCUGUGCAUUCUUCAAGCAAGGACAGUGUACUAAGGGAGAUAAGUGUAAAUUCUCUCAUGACUUGACUCUGGAGAGAAAAUGUGAAAAAAGAAGUGUUUACAUUGAUGCAAGAGAUGAAGAACUUGAGAAAGAUACUAUGGAUAAUUGGGAUGAGAAAAAGCUGGAAGAAGUAGUGAACAAGAAGCACGGUGAGGCGGAAAAGAAAAAACCAAAAACUCAAAUAGUGUGCAAGCAUUUUCUUGAAGCUAUUGAAAACAACAAAUAUGGCUGGUUUUGGGUAUGCCCUGGAGGUGGUGAUAUGUGCAUGUACCGUCAUGCACUUCCUCCUGGAUUUGUCUUAAAAAAAGACAAAAAGAAAGAAGAGAAAGAAGAUGAAAUUUCAUUAGAAGAUCUCAUUGAAAGAGAGCGUUCUGCACUAGGUCCAAAUGUUACCAAAAUCACUCUAGAAUCUUUUCUUGCAUGGAAAAAAAGGAAAAGACAAGAAAAGAUCGAUAAACUUGAACAAGAUAUGGAAAGAAGGAAAGCUGACUUCAAAGCAGGGAAAGCAUUAGUGAUCAGUGGUCGUGAAGUGUUUGAAUUUCGUCCUGAACUGGUCAAUGAUGAUGAUGAAGAAGCCGAUGAUACCCGUUACACCCAGGGAACAGGUGGUGAUGAGGUUGAUGAUUCCAUGAGCGUAAAUGACAUAGAUUUAAGCUUGUAUAUCCCAAGAGAUGUAGAUGAAACAGGUAUUACUGUAGCCAGCCUUGAACGAUUCAGCACAUAUACUUCAGAUAAAGAUGAAAACAAAUUAAGUGAAGCUUCUGGAGGCAGGGCUGAAAAUGGUGAAAGAAGUGAUUUGGAAGAUGACACCGAAGGGGAGGGACGGGAAAAUGGAGUCAUUGAUGCUGUUCCUGUUGAUGAAAAUCUUUUUACUGGGGAAGAUUUGGAUGAACUAGAAGAAGAAUUAAACACACUUGAUUUAGAAGAAUGACACCAGAUAAGCCAGUGAAAAAAUAAGUCAGCUCAGCAUGAGUUGAAAUUGACUACAUUAAGUUUUUCCACCUAGAAUCAGCAGGAUGCUUAUUUCUCAUGCUGACUCUGGAGGGCUUAGCCUCCUCCAAGAAAAGGAACAUUCUCUCUACAUCUUCUCUUCUGACUUUGACUACAUCUCAUAGUAAGUUCAGCGUAGUUCAUGAUAAAUUGAGAAUAUAAUGGUCAUUGCAGAAAAUGAUUGAUCGUUGUAACUGUCCACACAAGUAGGAAGUUUAACUGCUUUUCCAGCUUUUGGUUUUCAUUGGGCAUGUGUUAUUACAAGGAACAACAUAAAUUUACAUUUAAAAAUACCCUUCAUUUGAUGCAGUUUUUAAAUGAAUGAUUUCAUUUUCUUUGUAUUUAUAUGUUUAAAAGAUUGCCUGAAACAUGAACACUGUACUUCAUAAAGCAAACUUGAUGUGCAGAUUCAGUAUUGUAUAUGUUUGGACAAUUUGAUGGACAUUUAAAAUGGAACUUCUUUAUUCUGACAAGAUCAGCAAUGAUGCCCUGUGUUAAACUGUUUAAAAGUUUUCCCUCUUUUUUUGCCAAUAAAAUUGUAAAUAAAGACCAUCAUACAAUAAAGUCUAUAAAUAUGG